AUGGCAAGUGACAAUCUCCGCGAUUUGGUGGUUGCAAUACGCUCCAUUAGUUCUAGCACGGCCUCUGAAAACACUAAUUUGCUGUCCAAACCUAUACUGGCGUACAUCGACUCAGCCGUCUCGGAGUGCUACCUCCCAGCUACAGUAUGCCAGCAGUUCGAGAAAGCUUUUGGUCUCUUCAUAGAUCAGAAAAGGAAGUGGUUCAACACCGGACAUAGUGCUACCCUACGCAGCUUUCGACCUCAACGUUACCUCUGCAAUUCUACUCAACUCUACAAGCCUGUACUUCCCAGUCAAGCAGACUGCCGACGAAAACACGCCGUCUUUUCAGAUAGCACCGCCCCAAUUCGUGUGGCUCUGCCAGCUACGCUCCCAACAAAUACCUCAAUUUCCAACACUGGCUCCGAUUCUGAUCCAAAGUCAUCAAAGACAUGGGCAGCUGGAGCAAUAGCCGGCAUCGCAAUUGGCGCCGUCGUCUUGCUUGCCUUCCUCAUAACACUGUUUUUUGUCUUCCAGAGAAGUGGGAGGGGAGAUGAGGCUGGGAUGGCGGGAGCGAGAGGAAGGGGUCCGAUUGAGGAGCAGAGGACGCCGAUGGCUAACUUGGAGGUUGAGGAUAGGGGGCUGGGGUAG
Drepanopeziza brunnea f. sp. 'multigermtubi' MB_m1 is the source of this 630-nucleotide messenger RNA. The record is from RefSeq and is a predicted model, not a curated record. NCBI's taxonomy places the organism in Eukaryota, Fungi, Ascomycota, Leotiomycetes, Helotiales, Drepanopezizaceae.